GGCAACUGCAGUCAACACAGCAAGUAGUAGAUGUAACGGACCCCAAAAUCUCCCAUGCACCGGAUCUGCAGAGUUUUAUCAUGAUGUAUCAUUUGAUUCGGACUGAUGAACGUAACAGUGCUUUGGCAUAAUAUAUGCUAUUUAAUACCGUGCUUUUGUGUGAUGGGUCAAAACUACCAAUGCAUUAGGCUUAAGCAACACAUACUCUUCUGUCAAAAGAUCGGGCUAAGUGAUCUAUAUUCCCCACUGUGCAGUUUAACAUGAUGGUUCAGUUAGACUGCGGCAUUAAAGUUUUGGGACCAGCACCUUUCUCUCUCUGCUUUAUGAUUACAGCUGGACUUUUAUGUACAACAACGAACGGAUAUAAGCAAGAAACAGAUGGUUCUCUUGACGGGCUUCCCAACUACCAAGUUGUUCAUCCUGUCAGAGUGGAUUCAACUGGACAUUUCUUGUCAAAUCACGUAUCCCACCGUGUGAGUCGAAUUCAGAGGAGGGAGACAGGAAAAAACGCAAAGAACCUUGCCCAAGUUUUCUACCAUCUGCAGUAUGGUGGGCAUGACCUGCACUUUAACCUUACCCUAAACUCUCAUCUUCUGGCACCUGGCUUCAUUACAGAGCGGAGAUUUGGUGGCCUGCAAGGGUCUACGUUACACGGCCAUGGCCAUUCUCUCUGCUACUUCCUGGGAGAUGUGUGGAGUAGUACACUGAAGACGGGUCAAGCAGCUGUGAGCACUUGCAAUGGCUUGACAGGGCUGUUCAAGCUGUCAGAAGAGGAAUUCUUCAUUAGUCCGCUGAAGCCGCCACAAGAAGAGUCAGCACCACAGGCUCAUGCCAUCUACAAGCGACAUGCUGUUCAAUCAGAACAGCAGCUGCUGCAGCCUUUGUUAGGGAAGCGCACAGCUAAUGCGACCUGUGGGGUCAAAGAUCAUUGGGGAGGUGUAGAUCAAGUGGAAAGGCAUAGAGAGCGCUGGGAGAGACGGCAACAUCGCAGACGGAUCAGACAGCGCUCUAUAAGCACUGAGAAGUGGGUUGAGACUUUGGUCGUUGCUGAUCCUAAAAUGGUGGAGUACCAUGGUAGCAAAGGAGUCGUGAGCUAUGUGCUGUCUGUCAUGAAUAUUGUGGCAGGCUUGUUUCAUGAUGCCAGUAUUGGAAAUGCUAUCAACAUUGUUGUUGUGCGUCUCAUUCUGCUGGAAAAGGACGAGGAGGAUCUGAAAAUCACCCAUCACGCAGACAACAGCCUGAAUAGCUUCUGUAAGUGGCAGAAGGGCAUUAACUUGAAGGGUGAUGAACAUCCUGUUCAUCAUGAUGUGGCUGUCCUGCUCACUAGGAAAGACAUUUGUGCAGCUAUUAAUAAGCCAUGUGAGACAUUAGGGCUGUCUCAUGUGGCUGGAAUGUGCCAACCGCAUCGCAGCUGCAGCAUCAAUGAAGAUACAGGUCUCCCUGUGGCAUUUACAGUAGCGCAUGAGCUUGGCCACAACUUUGGGAUUCAGCAUGAUGGGAAUGGGAAUGACUGUGAGCCCAUUGGGAAAAGACCCUUCGUGAUGUCACCGCAGCUCCUGUAUGGCACCUCUCCACCCAACUGGUCUCGCUGCAGCCGCGAGUACAUCACACGUUUCCUCGAUCGAGGUUGGGGCUGGUGUCUGGAUGACCCUCCAGUCAGGAACGAGCUGGAGAUGCAGUCUGCUCCCCCCGGUGUGUUGUACAGUGCUGCUCAUCAAUGCAAACUCCAGUAUGGAUCCAGUUCACUGCUCUGUGACGAUGUGGACAAUGUCUGUAGCACCCUGUGGUGCACAGUGGAUUCAACCUGCCACUCGAGGCUGGAUGGCGCUGUGGAUGGGACCAAGUGUGGUGAGGGCAAGUGGUGUUUUGAUGGGGAGUGUGUGGCAGUGGACUCCCAGCCUAAGAGUGUGAAUGGAGGCUGGGCUUCAUGGAGCGAGUGGUCUGACUGCACUAGGACUUGCGGUGUAGGAGUUCAGAAUGCCCAGAGGGACUGUAUCAACCCUGUACCUAAAUAUGGAGGUAAAUACUGUCUUGGGGAUCGGCGUAGAUAUCGAACCUGUAACCGUGACCCCUGCCCUCUGGACCAGCCCAGCUUCAGAUUCAUCCAGUGCAGCCGCUUCAACACGGUCCCUUAUAAAAACAAGUUUUACAAAUGGAUACAUGUGAAUAACAGAGUUAAUCCGUGUGAACUGCACUGUAGACCUGUGAAUGAGCACUUCUCAGAGAGGAUGCUGGACACUGUCAUUGAUGGAACACCUUGUUACGAAGGUCACAGCCGUGACAUUUGCAUUAAUGGCAUCUGCAAGAACCUUGGCUGUGAUUAUGAGGUUGACUCAAAUGCUGUUGAGGAUCAAUGUGGUGUAUGCCAUGGAAAUGGUUCCACGUGCAAGACAGUGAGGAAGACCUUUGAGGACAGUGAAGGGCUUGGCUAUGUAGACAUAGGCUUAAUUCCAGAAGGAGCACGGGACAUCCGUAUUGAGGAAGUUGCAGAGGCUGGGAACUUCUUGGCAUUACGCAGUAAUGACCCUGAAAAAUAUUUCCUGAAUGGUGGCUGGACGAUCCAGUGGAAUGGGGAAUACAAGGCAGGAGGAACAAUAUUCACUUACGAGAGGAAUGGCCAGCUGGAAAACCUGUCUUCCCCUGGACCAACCAUGGAACCAGUGUGGAUUCAGCUGCUCUUUCAGGAGACGAAUCCAGGGGUACGAUAUGAGUACACAAUAAGCAGAGACACUCUUUUCGAAUCCAACAACGGUACCCCUGCCUCUUAUUUCCAGUGGAUUUUUGGGGCCUGGACAGAGUGCAGUGCUACAUGCGGAACUGGUGUACAAAGACAAGCUGUGCAUUGUGUCGAGAGAACAUCUGGAAUUGUUGAGGAGCAUUACUGUAAUUCAUCAACCAGACCAGAUGACAAGCAAACUAGCUGCAACAAGGAGUCAUGUCCAGCCAUAUGGUGGGUUGGAGAGUGGCAGAAGUGCUCAUCAUCUUGUGGAGACAUAGGGCUGAGUAAGAGGACUGUACUCUGUAUUCAGAGUGUGACACUGGAUGAGCAGCGAGCGCUGCAGCCUACUGAAUGUCAACACAUGCCUAAGCCGCAAUCAAUUGCUCCCUGCAACUCACACGUGCCUUGUCCUGCAGAUUGGAUGACUGGAGUUUGGUCAGAGUGCUCCGUGAGCUGUGCAGCUGGUCUCCAGAGUCGUGACGUGACCUGCAGCUGGAAUACUGGCGUGGACUGUGACCCGAAAGCCAAGCCUACUUCAACCAUGCCAUGCUAUGCUCAGGACUGCCCCACAAAUUCAGACACCUUUGGCAACGACUGGUCUGGAAGUGGAGAAUCUAGCAAAGAAGUUGUCAAUGAGAUUCAAGCAAUACUUUAUGAUGCACCCAAAUUUGGCGGUGGUUCAACUAGAACUCAGCCCAGGGGCAAUGUUGACCUCAAUAAUAUUGUAGAAGAUGAUUUCUCACAUUUUAGUCAUGUAGACAAGCCUUCUGAAAAUUACAUUGGGAACAAUCUUCAAGUUGAUGAUUUUUACUACGACUACAAUUUCAUAAAAUUUCAUGAGGAUCUGUCAGAUGACCUUGACAAAGAUGGAAAUGAUGUGUUUGAUAACUCAGGAAUAAAUCAAAGGAAAGAUGUCCCCAUAACUACCUCAUCACCAUCCACCACUGUGGACCAACUUAAUUCCACCACCAUGCACUCUAACAGCAUCACCAACAAGGGUACUGAAAGUCAUGGACCUCAAAAUUCAGAUGAAACUAGCGAUGAAGUAUUUGAUGAUGACUAUUUCCUACCUUUCAUUACAACAACAGAACAAUCCUCUCCAGUAACAAGGUUCUUUAAAAAAUGGAAAGACUUAAACGUUGAUCUUGGCAUAACUCAGGACUUCAGUACUACAAGAAACCCUACACCAGCUGCGGAGCACACUGUGCCAGACAUCUUUUGGACACCUAAACCACUUGAAACUCCUUACGAAAAUUCAUAUAACUUUUACGAUUACAAAGAAAUAGAUAACACCAAAACACCUGUAACUAAAGAUAAGGCUGUGAAGGAUGGAGAAGAUAAAGAGAAGUUUGGCGAUAAUGUUCCUGGAGGUGAGAGCGACUGGGAAAACUUUCAACCACAACCAAGCACUCAAACAUUUAAACCUUUUUCAGAUGAUAUAUUUCAGUUUGAAACCAGUGAGAACAGUCAAGCUAAUAAUCCCACAACUCUAUUACAAUUGAAUAUGGACUCAACAACAGUCUCAUUAAGUACAAUUUCACACCCAUUUGAGCUACUCAGCAGUACUUCCAAUGUUGUCACUGAAUCAACAACUAACACCGAGUCUAUUGAACCAUUGCUCGCUGUAAGUGAGACUAUUACAACCUCGGAUAGCCUUUCUCCAGAGUCCAUUCCUUCUCCGACUUCCUCUAACGCUGCCAAACAUUACAGUAGCAUGACCUCAGCAGCUGGAACAACAGCUCUACCUCUUACAGAUAUGGAAAGGGAUUUGGCACCCCCAUUCUUGAUUCCAACUGAGAUUCCAGGCACUACAUUUGGAACGGAGACUCACAGUUUGUAUUCAAGAGCACCAACCAAGACCAAUAAGCCUGGAGCUUCAUAUCCUAGCAUAGGGCCUUGGGGAACUUUGGACCCCUUACCUCGCUGGACAGAGAUUGAAAUAAUUGCCAAAAUUCAAAGACCUAGUCUCUCUACUCCAACUGUGCAGCCAUCUCAGGCUACUUCCAAUGAGCCUUCAGUGCUUUCUUCCAGCCCUACGAUGCCUACUGGGUUGAUGCUGUCCUCCUUUUCCCCAUUAGCCUCCCCUGCACAAUGGAGAAAGGGCAACUGGAGCGCUUGCUCCACAAGUUGUGGGCUUGGUGCCAUCUGGAGGUCAGUGUCCUGCAGCACUGGCAAUGAAUCAGACUGUGAUUUAGCUACCAGACCCGUGCCAGCGCGCCGCUGCUACCUACGACCCUGCUCCGCAUGGAAAAUUGGAGAGUGGAGUAAAUGCUCGAAGAAUUGUGGUGGCGGCGUGAAACUGCGAGAGAUUCAGUGUUAUGACACACGAGAUCAGAGGCCACUGCGGCCCUUCCACUGCCAGGCCACUUCUCUGAGACCACCUGCCCAAAUGCCCUGUAACAUCCACAGCUGUCUGGACUGGUACACUUCCUCUUGGGGACAGUGUUCUGAGCUGUGUGGAGGUGGGGAGCAGCAGAGGCUGGUCACCUGCCCUGAAACUGGGAAAUGUGAUGGGGAGCUGCAGCCCAGCCACAUUCAGACUUGCAACAUCUAUCCAUGCAGCCAGUGGGUUACUGGAUCCUGGGGUCAGUGCUCAGUAUCCUGUGGAGGAGGCGUUCAGCGCCGACUAGUCAAAUGUGUCAACACUAAGGCUGAGCUGGAGGAAGAAAAUGAGCAUACAGAUUGUGACCACGAACCCCGGCCAAAGAACACGCUCGAGUGUAACAUUCAUGAGUGUGACAGUGCCCCCUCUGGUCAGUUGUGUUUACGUGACCAUUUGACAUUUCGCUUCUGUCAGACCCUCCAGUGGCUCGGCCGAUGCCAUCUGCCUUCGGUCCGUUCACAGUGCUGUAAGACCUGUGGGCUGCACUCACGGGGCAGUGAUCGCAUUGCACGCCGCUGAGAUACAGGGGGAUCGAAGGACGACUGCUCUCAGCCAGGAAACACAUUUCAAGCACAGAUUGUGACACACUAAUACUCAAAGUAGCUAUGGACCAAUCCAUAACCAUCUGGUCUGGCCUAUAAUAGCCGCUUCCACUGAUUAUGUAGCAGUUCACCAGGAAGCUACUUGUCCUUACAUAAUUAAUGAAUGUUCUGAGUUCGAGUUUAGCUCUAUCGACAGCAUCUGUGGCAUGCAAUCAAUUGUCGCAGAGAAUCAUUUCGACUUGCCCCUCAGUUUGUAAACAACAAAAAUUGUGUUUCGAUUAAAGGCACUUGCAGUAGAAGCAGGGCCGCAGAAAAGGGGGGACAACUGGACCUAUUGUCUUGGGCCCAGAGGGGUGGGGACAAAAAAGCUGUCCCAUAUUUCAGUUCAGCGGGAGACACAUAAAUAAACACAGAGACAGUGCACAAUAACAGAAGCUGUCUGGGUAGCGCACGUUGAUUGAAUAUUGGAAUAACUGUCUGCACAAUGGACAACUGGAGGGGGGCCCGCUGAAUAUGUUUUGCACCGGGCCCAGGAGUUUCUAAUUGCAACCCUGAGUAGAAGUCUAUAGGGCAUUCUACCAGAAUAAACAUUAAAAUACAAUUCUUAAAGUAUAGCCACAAUACAUGUUAACAUGGGACUUGUAUGAUAGAAUUGUACACUAACAUGGUCUGUGCAAAGUUAUCCAGUCUUUCAACUCCUGUCAAGACUAUGUAAAGCUGGUAAACCCUGCAAUUUUGGUAUUAUACAUGCAAAAAUACCAAAAAGACACAGUUUAUCUCAAAAAGUAGUCCCACCUCUAAAAGACUAUUUAAGCCAAGAGCACAGUCUUUAGUUUUUAAUCGCUUUGGUGCACACACUACAUGACUGAUCGCAGACUGGGUGCGUCAACUACAAGACCAUUCGUCCACAACUGAAGCUACUGUCCCAAAAUUUGUCCUCACAAACACACACAUACUGUAGAAACGAUAGAGUUUCUUCAUGAUAACAUAUCAAUAAACAACAUGAAAGAAGGGCUUGUGCCUGUUUUAACACUGAUUUGUACAAAACGGAAAAAAUAGGAUAAAGAUCAGAAAAUAUUCAUGUGACAGCAUUUAGGGAGACAAGGGUAGCAGUUUUAUUUUAUUUAUUUGCUUCUUGAUAGAGAGCAACAGUGCCCGUCCAUGUUUUUAGCCAUCUUGGUUCUGGAAUAAUUUUUCCCAUUUAUGUUUUCCACAGGGAUUUCAUAAAAUCCUCCAUAAAAGAGUUGUAAGUCAUGAACCAAACCAACCAGCUACAAGGUGAAUUGCAACAUUACAAACUUCGAUUUGAAGCAAAUACUGUAUGUAUUUGAAAAUCGGACAAAAAGACAAAGGUACAAGACUGUGUACUUAACGUAUUUAAUAAGGGAAUGAACUACAGUCCCAUGAAGAAUUGUGAAUGAUGUAAUCUAAUUAAAAAGGAUGGAAAAGGGGCCUGGGUAGCUCAGAGAGUAAAGGGUGACUUCCACCCCUGGAGUCGCGAGUUCAAAUCCAGAGUGUGCUGAGUGAUUCCAGCCAGGUCUCCUAAGCAACCAAAUUGGCCUGGUUGCUAGGGAGGGUAGAGUCACAUGGGGUAACCUCCAAGAGGUCAUGAUUAAGUGGUUCUCACUCUCAAUGGGGCACGUGGUAAGUUGCGCGUGGAUCACAGAGAGUAGCAUGAGCCUCCACAUGCUGUGAGUCUCCGUGGUGUCAUGCACAGCGAGCCACGUGAUAAGAUGUGCGGACUGACGGUCUCAGAAGCGGAGGCAACUGAGACUUAUCCUCCGCCACCCAGAUUGAGGUGAGUAACCGUGCCACCACGAGGACCUACUAAGUAGUGGGAAUUGGGCAUGCCAAAUUGAGGAGAAAAGGGGAUCAAAUUAAUUUAAAAAAAAUUUUUUUAAAAAAGAAUGGAAAAAUAUGAAACUAUUGAAUUAAAGUUGUUGAGUAAAAGUAUAGAAGCAAAAUAUUUUAAUUUUAUGGAAAAUAUUCAGAUAUAGAAAUAUAUAAGUAGUUGGAGAGUGUAGGGAGACCGAUUUGAUUGUGUCAUUCCCCGUGCGUCAAGAAAGUUGGCCUGCAAGCUCACUUAAGAUCUUGUUUGGUGCACUUUGUUUGCUGCGAUUCUCAGAUUGGAGGAUCUUUCUCUUCAGUAUCAUGGGUAGUGUAGUUCUUCACCAAGAAUUCUGCAAUUAAACAAGAUUUUUUUUAAAUGCAGUUGAAAUAAUGCGGACUGAUGGCUUCAACAGAAGCAUAUACCAAAGUAUCCUCUGAGCUCAUGGUAGGUCUGUCUUUAAAGGUUUAUAUAUCAUCAUUAAAAAUUAAUUUGCUAAUGGAAAUGAAUGAAUGAGAUUUUGACUUUCAGAACCAAAAUAUUGCGCCUUGCUCUCCUCUUGCUCUCUCUUUAUAUUUAAUUUACUGUUGCUCAUUGCCGGUCCCCUGACGACUUGUCUGCCAGGUUUCAAACAAGUUUAAAAUCCUUCGGAGCAUGUUUCAGAAGUGCGCACACUACGUGACAUCGGCAACGGGCACACGCUGCAAUCUGAGACUUCUAGUGGCUGACCAGUUGCUGACUCAAAAGAAAAAGGAGACCAGUAGGCUUGGGAUCGUUGCUUUUUUUACGCAUCGACAAUCGGAAGAUUUUCCCAUUGAUUAUCGAUAUGUAUCGGGAUUUUUUUCAGAUAUAAAUAAGGCUGCUGGUUGCACAAUAUUCUUUGUCUUUUCAAACAUAUUUCUCAACACAACUUUGGUAAAGUGUGAGCGACUGGGUAAAUUAAAGGGGUUAGGACACCGGCUGCAUCUGGCGGAUGACAUGGUGCGUUUUAAAAUUCAAAACAAUUAUGUUUUAUUACAGUACGUGCACAGCCACUGACAGACGACGAGCUACGACUCUGUCUUUUUGCUGUUUGACUGCUUGAAUUAAAAUUAUUCAAUGCUACACACAGAUAUAUUUCAUAAUACAUUUUUUCAUUUCUAAUCAUUCAGUUUGCGCAGUGACACCAGUUUCAUACACUAAUCUGCAAAGUCAUCAACGUCACUUUUAUUUUCGAAGAAGUACAAAAACCUUUGUAAAUUUUAUGUGUAUAGUGAUCCACCACAACCUAGUUUGUACUGCAACUCUGCCUCUCCUACCAGCGACCGGCUUCAGUAAAUUUUAUUAUGACGUUAUAUCUCCCCCUUGUGGUUUCCCAAAGCUAUUACGCAAUUGAAAAGCACACAAAUUAGGCUUCUACUUUAAAUGUCGGCUAAUGUUAAUAUAUCAAUAUCUCAAAAAUAUAUCGAUAAAAUAACGUGCCAAUCAAUAAUCGAUAUAUCGAUAUUUUAUGACAUCCAUAGAGACGAGAUUGAGGUGUGUUGCCUGCAAUAGACUUUACAAGCCAAAUAAAACAUAUUUUUGUACAGAAGUAUUAAUAAGUGCUUUAACAAAAUACAAGCUGCACAUUUCUGCUUUUAAACCCUCAGGAAUGUCUUGCUCCAUAGAAUUCCAUUGUAAGUGCAGUGCUGUAGGCCCAAUUUGUGUUGUUUACAAACUAAAAGACAAGUCAAAAUUAUAUUCGGUGCUAAUUGAGUUUAACUUCAACCCGGAACAUUUCUACAACACGUUAGUGGUGCUUAAAUCGCAUGUCAUCUCAGACAAUUGGUAUUAAACCAGGUAGGGUGGACUAUCUUGCCAUCUCACUAGUGAUUAGUUAAACUUUCGUGCCAAGCACAUUUUAAAUACUAUUUACAUGACAGCAGCAGUGGUUUCUUUUUAACAAUUGCUGGUACAAAAGAUUCAUUAUUCAUAAUUUUAAGCAUGUACAGAAACUGCCAGGAAUUUAAAGGAAUAGUUCACCCAAAAUGAAAAUUCUGCCAUUAUUUACUCACCCUCAUGUCAUUUCUAACCUUUAUUACUUUCUUUCUUCUGUGGAAUACAAAAGAUGUGGUGUAGAAUGUCCUCGUUGUCCAUACAUCGUAGGUGAAUGAGGACUGGGUCUGUCAAGCUCCAAAAAUGAUAAAAAGCACCAAAAAAGCAGUCCAAACGACUCGUGCACCAUAUUCCAAGUCUUUUGAAGCCAUAUGAUAGCUUUAUUUUUUUUUUGUAUUCACUGUUAAUUUUCACCUCUGCUGCAGUUCUUAAAUGCAUAGUCUGACGUCAGUGACAAAGACACUUGAGAUGAUGGUUGAUGUCAUUGACAUCAAACCUGGUUUUGGGGCGAUAACAGAAUUUUCAUUUUUGGUUGAAGAGUGCAGCACAAGACGGUUAUAUUCCAUUUAGUUGCCGUUUUGCGCUAUUUAAUAUGACUCUUUUUCUCCAUAGAUACUGUAGUGAGAUUUUAGGAGCCCUUUAAGUUGGCAUGCAUUUCCAUGUAACUGCAAGUCGAGAUUUUAGAAAUGCUUUCUAUUUAUUGCAGCUGAUAGCAAGAACAAGUUUAAACCAGAGUGAAGUACCUGGUGCUGCAAAAUAACCUGGUGCUAAAGGAGGCGGUAAGCUCCUUACUCAGUCUAGUGUUGACUGACUGGUACUUGAAUUCUAUGCAGACUAUGUAUAGAUCUUAAUGUUACAUGUCUUUAUGGGUUACUAUUUGGAUGAAUAAACAAUAAACAAACAAAAAUCAACUAGGGUUAAUGUACCACUUUUUAGAUUGUAUACCCAAUAGAAAAGCUUAGAAAUGUCUGCUUUUGUAAAUUGUCAAAUGAUUCCUUAUAAAUGCAGUCUUUAGAUGAUUUCAUAUUUUGUUUCUUACAGUAUAAUAUGCUUUCAGUGUAUAAUAGUGGAUACAGAUGUUGCCAACAAUACUGACAUCAGUUUAAAGCAAUGUUCUAGGUUCAAUACAAGUUAAGUUCAUCCGACAGCAUUUUUGGUAUAAUGUUAAUCAACACAAAACUUAGACUCGUCCUUCAUUUAUUAAAAUAAUUAAAAUAAGUAAUGAUAAUUUACGGUUAGAGUAAGGCACUUACAAAGGAAGUAAAUGGGGCCAGUCCAUAAACAUUAAAAUACACAGUUUCAAUGUACAGUGGCAAGAAAAAGUAUGUGAACCCUUUGGAAUGACCUGCAUUUAUGUAUAGAUGUAUCUUAAAACGGGUUUGGCCUUCAUCUAAGUCACAAUAAUGAACAAACACAAUCUGUUUGACCUAAUAACACACAAAUUAUUGUAUUGUUCUUGUACAUAUUGAAUACAUCAUUCAAAAAUUCACAAUGUAGGUUGGAAAAAAGUAUGUGAACCGCUAGGCUAAUGAUGUCAACAAAAGCUAAUUAGAGUCAGGAGUUGGCAAACCUGGCAUCCAAUUAAUGAAAUGAGAUAGGAGGUGUGGGUUAGAGCUACUUUGACUUAUAAAAAGCACUCAAACAAUUUGAGUUUACUAUUCACAAGAAGCAUCUGCUGACGUGGACCAUGCCUCACUUAAAAGAGAUUUCAGAAGACCUACGAUCAAGAAUUAUUACUUUUCAUGAAGCUGGAAAAGGUUUCAAAGUUAUCUCAAUUUGGUACUGUGGCUACUCUCCCUAAAAGUGGCCAUCCAGGCAAGAUGACUCCAAGGGCACACUGCAGAAUGCUCAUUGAGGUAAAAAAGAACCCUAGAGUGACAGCUAAAGACUUGUAGGAAUCACUGGAACUGAUUAACAUCUCUGUUCAUGAGUCUACUAUACAGAAAACAUUAAACAGGCAUGAUGUCCAUGGCAGCACACCACGAAGGAAGCCGCUGCUUUACAACAAAAACAUUGCUGCAUGCCUGAAUUUGCCAAAGACCACCUUGACACUUCACAGCACUACUGGGAAAAGGUUUUGUGUACUGAUGAAACUAAUGUUGAAUUGUUUGGGAAGAACAUGCAGAACUACGAAUGGCGUAAAAAGGGCACCACAUACCAACAUGAAAACACAAUCCCAACGGUGAAGAACGGUGGAGGGAGCAUCAUGAUUUUGGGCUGCUUUGCUGCUUUGGGGCCUGGACUGCUUGCCAUCAUUGAAGGAAACAUUAAUUCCCAAGUUUAUCAAGACACCCUACAGGAUAAUGUCAGGGUGGCUGUGUGCCAGCUGAAGCUCAGUAGAAGUUGGGUGAUGCAGCAGGACAAUUACCCUAAACAUCGAAGUAAAUCCACUAAAGAAUGGCUUCAAAAAAAGAAAAUCCACCUUUUGGAGUGGCCCAGUCAGAGCCCAGACCUUAACCCAAUAGAGAUGCUAUGGAAUGAUCUCAAGAGAGCCGUUCACACCGGAAAUCCUAAUAAUAUGGCUGAGCUGAAGCAGUUCUGUAAGGAAGAAUGGUCCAAAAUUCCUUCUGAACAUUGUGCAGGACUAAUCCGCAGCUACCGGAAACACUUGGUUGAGGUUAUUGCUGCCAAAGGAGGAUCAACAAGUUAUUAAAUCCAAGGGUUCACUUACUUUUUCCACAGUACUGUAAAUGUUUAAUGGGAUGUUUUCAAUAAAGACAUGAAAGAUUAUAAUUGUUUGUGUGUUUUUAGUUUAAGCACAUUGUGUUUGUCUAUACUUGUGACUUGGAUGAAUAUGAGAUCACAUUUUAUGACCAAUUAAUGCAGAAAACCAGCUAAUUCCAAAGGGUUCACAUACUUUUUUUUGCCACUGUAUAGCCACAAGACAUAAACAUUAUACAUGUUAACAUGAUUUAGUGAGAUCAAAUCAGGGAUUUACUAGUGUUGUGGCAUUGACCAGAUUCCAGAUCAAUACAAUGCAGUUAUAUUGGAUAUAACUUUACACAGAUAAGAUUAGUGUCAUUUUAUCACACUAAAAUCAUGUUAACGUAUUGACAUUGUGCAUUUUAAUGUUUUUGGACUGAACAAAUUCACUUCCAUUGUAAGAGCCUUACUGUAACUAUGAUUUUUGCUUUUUGUUAAUAAACGAGGGAUGAGUUGAAAUUCCACAUAUGUUGUUGAUUGAGCUUAACUUGUAUUGAACCCAGAAUAUUCCUCUAAAAAAAAAAAAACUCUGUCACAGGUACAUUAAAUAUUACAUUAGGUAAAUGUUUGCUUAUGGGGAUGUUUUUGGCUUUUUGUAAUAGGCUACAUAAACACAAACCUUAAGUUGUAUAUGUAUAUUGCUGCUUAUUGAGGUGAAAUGUUAACACAGCAUGCAUAUUUUAAUAUUUCACCAGCGUGUUGAUUCGUUCCCUCAGAUCUAUUUGACUCAACUAUUUUCUAAUACAGAACAGAAUAGCUUUGUUGAAAUAAUAAACAAUAUUAUGCUUCUCUGAAUAGGUUAUCAUGAAACAUAUCCAAAGAAACUAAUUUGUUUGUAUUGUUUUAAUUUGCAUGAUCAUCUAUCAGGUUUCAUUUUUAAAUAUCAGAUUCUGGAAAGCUAUAGCCAUCACUCAGGUAAAUAUUUGCAUCUAAUAAUCUGUUUACUUUUCAUUCCUCACUCAUUCAUCGAGGGACCAUGUAAUGUGUUUUAGCAGAAAUCAUUCAGUGUUGUUGUUUUGCUUCAGUGAGUACAUUUAUGGGCCUACGCUGCAUUACUAUGAACUGAUCAACAUCAAAAUGAUUUGCAACAAAUUUUGUGUGUCAAGUUGCACUGAAACAUUGAAUUAAUCUUGUUGUGGAUGUUGUCUUUUAGCUUGCCAUUGUAAUAACAGGUAACACGUUACAAUAAGGUUCCAUUCAUUAACAUUAGUUAAUGCAUUAAUCAUCAUGAACUAACAAUGAACAAUAUAUUUUUACAGCAUUUAUUAAUCUUUGUUAGUGUUAGUUAAUAAAAAUAUAAUUGUUCAUUGUUCGUUCAUAGUGCAUUAACUAAUGUCAACAAAUACAACUUUUGAUUUUAAAAAAAAUGUAUUAGCAUUUGUUGUAACUAACAUUAACCAUGAUUAGUAAAUGCUGUAAAAGUAUUGUUCAAUGUUAGUUUAUUUUAACUAAUGUUAACAAUUGGAGCCUUAUUGUAAAGUGUUAAUAAUAUAUUGUUUGUAGAGUCUUUGUUUAGCCUUAUAAUUCUGUGGUUAGCUGCCUGUCCUGUAGACAUGUAGAAAUGUAUUCUGGUUUACAUAUAAGAGAUUUUUCAUGUAUAAUUGUCAUUUUUACAAUACUUUUCUUUUGGGAAAAUUUGUCAUGUUAAAUAUCCAUAUUGCACUUUUGUAUCACCUUUCUGAUUUGUAUUGGUUUAUUAAAUUGUUUUGUACAGUAUACCGUACAAUGUGAGGAAACUUUUCAAAUUGGAAAUCGCAGGUGAAACAGUAGAAUUACAUCUUUAUUCUCAAGGCUAGCAAGUGAUAUUGCUUAAACUAUUUAAGCCUAAAAUAAUGACGUUUUGUGAAACAGACUAGAAAUCUGAGCAUCUGUAAUGAGCUGCAGCCAACGACAGCAUCUAAAAAACCCUUUUCUCUAAACCAGUUAUCGUCAGGGAAAAGGUGCUCCAUAAAUAAUUACACUUUUCCAUUAAAAGAUAUUGCUUAAAAUGAUUCCAUUACUUUAAAGGUUUUGUUGCCUAAAGAUUGGGCUGUGUUCAAAUAAAAUGUGUUAUUUGAGCAGUGAUGCUGUGAAUGAAUAUAUAUUCCAUGUCAAUAUAGAAGAAUGAAUUUUCAUUUAAUCUAUCCCUGGGCAUUGUCAGUCACUUGUAAAUCCAAUUUAGGAAGCUACAUGCUAUUAUUGGAGACCCAUCUGCAUCCGUGUGCUCUUUUCUCUAACAAAGAACUGAAUGAAUGACAUCAUUCAACUGCAUUCAACAACUUGCUUCCAAGGCCUUGUUGGACUACUUCUGGACUUUCUAUAGAUAUCUGGCAGUACAGAAACCUUUCGAACAUGGCCAUAAUCUGCAAAAAGUACACAAAGUGUAUAUCUUGGAAAGAAUAACAGUGCCUCCCCAUGGUUAGUAAGAACAGUUUGUGCUGUGCAUCCUUUCACCAGCUCAUAUUGAGAUUUACAAUGGUCCCAAAAAGAAUUUGGACACUUAGGCCACACUUAAAAAAUGCCAGAAUGUCAUUGUAUUACAGUAGAUAAUACAUAUCAAACCAGGUGUCAUUAUUUUUAAAGCAAGAUAUCUUGACUUAAAAUAUCCACACACAAAAAAAUCACUUUGACUCCAGUUGGAUAAGGGUGCAAAAAUGGCUCAGGAAAGUAAUGUUAGAAAAGCUUUAAUGUUUCAGAAAAACAUGAACCUUUUCAGAUUUUUUUUUUUUUAUUUUUUUUUAUUUUUAUUUUUUUUUACCUGCUCAUCUGAAAUGCCUGUCUGCUUUCCUCACCCUGAAAAAACAACUGAUCAUUUCUAUGGACGCCUCUAACAUCUUCACUGACUCCACAUGGGACUGGUGUGAUAUAGCUUAUUUCAUGUUUUCUAUGGGUAACAGACCUAUAGACCGAAAUUGCACAUGUUGUCAGCCACUGACUGUGUCUUGUGAGACCAACACACUCUCACGGCGAAAUCGUCAGGAUUCGUACGACUUUUCUAAAUUUGGCUAAUUCGUAUGAUAUCGUGCGACUGCACUCGUUUGAAUUCCUGCUACUUUCACUACAGCCAGUGACGUCUCUGGACAUCAUUUCCAUCUAUUACAUGACAAUUACUUGCUUCUGUCACACACAACAGCUUCCUAUCAUGUUUACACACUCUACUGAUUGGUUAAGUUCAGAUAAGGGGUUUGGGUAAAGGCAUAAUAUUAAUAAGUAUGUCCUUAACGCCUUGUGCACAGAACUCGCGCUUACUACCGCAUUAGAUAUCUGGGAAUUUGCACGUGAUGAAGUCGUAGGAGUUUAUGCGAACAACAUCAUGCGUGACCAUACGAAAUAGACAACUCAUAACAUAUGUACGAAUUUUCAUGAGAUCGGGUUGUG
This is a messenger RNA of Myxocyprinus asiaticus (Chinese sucker), 15386 nucleotides long. RefSeq names its product A disintegrin and metalloproteinase with thrombospondin motifs 7-like. Gene Ontology annotation, biological process: proteolysis; extracellular matrix organization. Bases 261 to 5621 code for a protein of 1786 amino acids. Lineage: Eukaryota; Metazoa; Chordata; Actinopteri; Cypriniformes; Catostomidae. Gene Ontology annotation, molecular function: metalloendopeptidase activity. Gene Ontology annotation, cellular component: extracellular matrix. The record is from RefSeq and is a predicted model, not a curated record. The transcript has 24 exons.